This is a messenger RNA of Fusarium proliferatum ET1, 828 nucleotides long. RefSeq lists its product as uncharacterized. Bases 1 to 828 code for a protein of 275 amino acids. The record is from RefSeq and is a predicted model, not a curated record. The transcript has a single exon. NCBI's taxonomy places the organism in Eukaryota, Fungi, Ascomycota, Sordariomycetes, Hypocreales, Nectriaceae.
AUGUCUUACGAAGAUGACCUGGUCUGGAAAGCUUUCCACAAAGCCAAGGAUCGUAUGUGCGGACAAGCUGCAAAGAAGACAAUUGAGGUCUUGGAAAAGCACCGCCGAUGGGGAGGUUACCUGUACCCAAGCAUGCAUCCCUUCUACAACAAGAUAAAAGGAAAAGGCCGAACUGACGACCCGGAAUUCUACUUCUAUCCCUAUCUGCUAGUGCUUCAGGCUAUCUGGCCCGAUAACAACCAUGUCAAAUCCAUUGCCAAAGCGUUUGCCAGGUACUGGGGUGUCCCUGAUAUGGCACUUGGCCCAGGGCAUUAUCCCAUUCUCAAUGACAAAGAGCGAGAAAUGGAUCUUUUCAUGGGAACGAAACAGAUUGAGUACGCAAAAGGGGAUGGUGAAAGAUCGGCAGAGGAUGAUGCAGGCAAUGGAGAAAAGGACAAUGAAGAGGAGCAAGGGAGGGACACAAUUCCCAAUAUUCGAGACAUAGACACCAUUACCGACAUGACACAACUAAAAAGGCUGAAGGAUUCGCUCGAAGAAGUAAAGAAAAAUCUUGUGAAUCAGCUCCAGGAAGCAAAUGAACAAAUUCGUCAAGUUCAGGAACGCGAGCGAGACUACUACAGGAAAAGAUCAAACGACUCCAAGAAGGCUGCACAGCGGUUACAUGCACAGACUCUCAAAGCGCGGAGAAUAUAUGAGAUCUGGGCCUCCAAGGAAAAGGAGUUGACUCAGGAACUCGAGAAAUCUUCAGCCACUCCUUACCCAUCCCCGGAAAAGGGGACUGAAUGUCCUAAGAAACGACGACGGGUUGUUGACCAGGAAUCUGGGUGA